Cygnus atratus (black swan) is the source of this 2934-nucleotide messenger RNA. It is a transcript of the gene RAB44, whose product is annotated as RAB44, member RAS oncogene family. NCBI's taxonomy places the organism in Eukaryota, Metazoa, Chordata, Aves, Anseriformes, Anatidae. The transcript has 16 exons. Bases 1 to 2934 code for a protein of 977 amino acids. Gene Ontology annotation, molecular function: GTP binding; GTPase activity. The record is from RefSeq and is a predicted model, not a curated record.
AUGGCUGAACACCGGGCAGGUGCCAAGGGCCGGCGCAUGGGCUCCAGCCGUCGCAGGCAGCUCUGCAAGGAUCCUGGCCGCAGCGAGGAGCCACCGUGGGCAUCUAAAGUCAUGCAAAGGGUGCAGGACUUCAUCCAGGGGCACCAUAAGGACCAGACAGGGUUCAUCACCCGCUCAGACAUGCAGAAGUUGCAGGAGAAUGAUUUCCCAUGCAGCACAGAGGAGCUGGAGCUCCUCUUUGAUGGGCUGGAUGCUGCUGGCACCGGGCGGUUGAACACUGAGGAGUUUGUUGCCGGGCUCUGGCAGUUCCUGAGCUCCCAAAAGGCCAGCAGGGACCAUCGCCAGCGGAAAACAGCAUCCUGGAGGAACUCAAUCCUUGCCGGCCCAUUGUUGGAGGGGGUGGACAGUGAGGAGCAGAAACACUUUGCAGCCUUCAUGGACCAGCUGGGCACAGAUGACAUCUCUGAAGACAGGCAGGAGAUCUGGCAGCUCUGGGCCAAGCUCCGGAAGGAUGAGCCCCAGCUCCUGGGCAACCUGGAGGACUUCCUGGCCAAGAUGAGGCACCGCAUCCAAGAAGCCAGGAGCAAGAAGGAGGCCUUGGAGGUGACCCUGAACAAGUGCAUGGCUGAGCACAACCUGGAGGUGCAGCGGCUCUGUGCAGCCAUGGAGCAACAGAUCCAGCAGGAGCAGCAGCGGCUCAUGCAGGAGAGCAUGGCCCGAAGCCACUUGCAUGGCAUGGAGCUGCAGCGAGUGCUGGAUGCCAGCGAAAGGGAGGUGCAGCGUUUGGUCGCAGCACAGGUAGAGCUGGAGACACGGUGCCACAGCCUCCGCAGCAUGCAGCAAGCUGCCAGCACUGAAAAGCAGCAGCUGGAAGAGAGCAACCGGGUGCUGGAGAAGCAGCUGCAGCACAUCAACCUGCAGCUGCAGCAGACCCAUGGGUGCCUGUGGACCACAUGGGCCACGGUGGCUCAGGAGCACAAGGAGGAGCUGCAGGACAGAGCAGUGGCAGAGCUGCCUGGUGAGACGCCGCCAUCCCUGCAGAUGAGUCCAGAGCAGAGUGAGAAGUACUGCUCAGAGAUGCAGAUCAGGCUGGGGUCCCGAGUUGGCAAGCCACAACGCAAAAACACCCACCAAGUGGUUUGGGAAAAGCUGCCAGCAGAAACAAGCAUUUCAGGACUGCCAAGAGCACUCUCUGUAGAAGAGGACCCUUUCCCUGAAUUUCUGAAAGAGGAACAGUUUUCUGACCAAGGUUCUUUGCUAAGAGAGAUGAAUGAUGCAAUAGCAGCUCUGAGCGUGCAGCUGGUGCCACAGGCACCAGCUACACCCACUGCACUGGCAGAAGCUGCCUGUUGCCUGCAAGACGAUGCUGAGCCCCAAACAGGACCAGAGGCAGCAGCACUGCAUGGCUCGGCCGUUGGGGCCCCACAGGAUACCCACGUCGGUCACAAGCUGUUCAAAGUAGACCUGAGAGAGGGACGAACUGCAGCUGAGCUUCCUGCUCGGGACAUGACACAGGCCGCUGUGGCUGCUUUGCAUCAAGAGUAUGCUUCUGCCACUGCACAUCCUUAUCCAGAUGUAAUACUGGUAGCACUUAAUGAUCCAGACGAGCAGGUCCUGGAAGAAAACCAAGCUCUGGAAAUUUUCCAGGAAGAGAGUGGUGAUGCAAAGGGGAGGCCUCUGGAUGGAGCUCAAGGUCUGGAAGUUGUGCAGGGAGCUAGACUAGAGGCAGAGACAAGGAUCUUACCUGAAGUUCAGCAUUUAGAACUAAAACAGGGCCAUGAUACCAAUGCAGCCACGCUGGCAUCCCCUGUUUCUGAGGUGCCUCUACAAAUUAGCACUCUAAAUUGGGAUACAGUGAUGCAAGAGGAUGUUCUCAUUCCAGAUGUGCAAUGGCUAGGUGGUUCGGGACAGGCAGCCCAAAGUGAGCUCCUGGAGCAGGUCUCAUCACAGGCAGACAAGGUGAGGCUUCAUGCUGCUCCCCAGCAGCCACAGGAGAAGCCACCAUGUGUGACAGAAACCGAGCGAGUAGCUGCUGGACCUGCCGAGCCUCCAAAACAAGAGGUACCACCAGUGUCAGCCUUUUGCACAAGGGUCCAAGAGGAGGAAGAUACUGGGAAUGAUCUGCUGGGGAUGAAUCUCGGAGACAGCACACUGGUGGAUGCAGCCAACAGCAGGGUGCAGCCUCAAAGGCAUCUCUCAGGAGAGUGGAGGGAAGACCUUGAUGUUGGCCAACCAGAGAAGAAAAAAGAGAUUGGGCAGAAAAUGAGCCAGGAAGGUGAGCCCAGCCCAGGAGAGCCAGGAGCUAUGACUGUGAAUGGAGCAGGAGCUUCCCCAAGGGGCUCUUCUGAAGUCUCUCUGGACCCAGACUACUUGUACAAUGUGCUGUUUGUUGGUGAUUCCCAUGUGGGCAAAACAUCCUUUCUGUACCGGUUGCAUGCCAACACCUUCAACCCGCACCUCACUGCCACAGUAGGAUUGGAUUAUCAGGUCAAAAGCCUCAUCGUGGACAACAAGCACUUUGCUCUCCGUCUAUGGGACUCAGCUGGGCAGGAAAGGUACCACAGCAUCACCAAGCAGUUCUUCCGGAAAGCAGACGGGGUGGUGCUGAUGUACGACAUCACGUCGCAGUACUCCUUCGCAGACGUGCGCUACUGGCUCAGCUGCAUCCAGGAGGGAGCAGAAGAUGGAGUCACUAUUCUGCUUCUUGGGAACAAAACGGACUGCGCUACAGAGAGACAGGUCCCUACUCAAGAGGCGGAACGCUUGGCUGAGGAGUAUCAGCUCAUAUUUUAUGAAUGCAGCGCUGCCUCGGGCCACAACGUUGCUGAGUCCAUGGUCAGCCUAAUCAGGUCACUCAAAGUUCGUGAAGAUCAAUUGAGAAAUAAGGCAGAAGACGUACCAAAGCUGCCUCAGAAGAAAAAGGGCUGCUGCUGA